Castor canadensis (American beaver) is the source of this 1005-nucleotide messenger RNA. It is a transcript of the gene Utp11, whose product is annotated as UTP11 small subunit processome component. Lineage: Eukaryota; Metazoa; Chordata; Mammalia; Rodentia; Castoridae. The record is from RefSeq and is a predicted model, not a curated record. Gene Ontology annotation, biological process: rRNA processing. Gene Ontology annotation, cellular component: nucleolus; small-subunit processome.
GCCUACUUCCGGCAUCCGGCAGACGCUGCGGCUGAGGCAGUGCGUAACUUGCGUUGUCUUUUAAGCUUUUGCGGGUAUGGCGGCGGCUUUUCGCAAGGCGGCUAAGUCCCGGCAGCGGGAACACCGAGAGAGAAGCCAGCCCGGCUUUCGAAAACACCUGGGUCUGUUGGAGAAAAAGAAAGAUUAUAAACUUCGGGCAGAUGACUAUCAUAAAAAACAAGAAUUCCUCAGAGCUCUCCGGAAGAAGGCUCUUGAAAAAAAUCCAGAUGAAUUCUACUAUAAAAUGACUCGGGUUAAGCUCCAGGAUGGUGUUCAUCUCAUUAAGGAAACUAAAGAAGAAGUAACUCCAGAACAGCUAAAACUUAUGAGAACUCAGGAUGUCAAAUAUAUAGAAAUGAAAAGGGUUGCAGAAGCUAAGAAAAUUGAAAGACUAAAAUCAGAGCUCCAUCUGCUGGAUUUCCAGGGGAAGCAACAGAAUAAGCAUGUAUUCUUUUUUGACACCAAAAAGGAAGUUGAACAGUUUGAUAUUGCCACUCACCUGCAAACGGCCCCAGAACUAGUCGACAGAGUCUUUAAUAGACCCAGGAUAGAGACCUUGCAGAAGGAAAAGGUGAAAGGAGUCACCCAUCAGACUCGACUUAAGCGAAUCGCUAAAGAAAGGCAAAAGCAAUAUAACUGCUUGACACAGCGGAUUGAACGGGAGAAGAAAUUGUUCAUUAUUGCACAGAAAAUUCAAACACGCAAAGAUCUUCUGGAUAAAACUCAGAGGGUGAAGGUGAAGAAAGAAACAGUUAACUCCCCAGCUAUUUACAAAUUUCAGCAUCGUCGAAAACGUUGAAAUGUUACAGAUAAACCCUAUCAUUCUACAUUGAAAUAAGUUUUUUUUCUUUUUUGGUAAUUAUUUCAAAUUUCAUUAGUCCAAAUGGCAUGAUUUUCCUGUUUAUAAUCAUGAUUGUUGAUCUGAUAUUUGAUGCCUUUCUGUAAACAACAUUAAAAUCCCUUCCU